Messenger RNA from Purpureocillium takamizusanense, 2437 nucleotides. Its product is annotated as Acid phosphatase. Lineage: Eukaryota; Fungi; Ascomycota; Sordariomycetes; Hypocreales; Ophiocordycipitaceae. Gene Ontology annotation, biological process: dephosphorylation. The record is from RefSeq and is a predicted model, not a curated record. Bases 225 to 1781 code for a protein of 518 amino acids. The transcript has 2 exons. Gene Ontology annotation, molecular function: phosphatase activity.
CAUGCACUUGGCCCUUCCUCGGCCAUGCUCUAGCCUUGUUGCCUCGCUCCACGGUUCCUGCGCCAUAUCGCUCACAAUUCAACUGGAGAGGCGCUCAGCUUCUGCGUAGCCGCUCGCACUGCCCAUGCGCGCUCGGCCAUUUGUUAUUCGCUUCUCUAGGAGUGUAACAAACACCACACUCGUCAACCUCGUUACACAGCGAGUGACACACAAAAGCGGCAGCCAUGUCCACCCUCGAACCCAGACCGCCCUACUCGGACGCCGAGCUGGCCGCCCUGUACCCUCCUCAGCUCCGCCUCCAGCAGGUCCAGAUCCUUCUCCGCCACGGUGAACGCACCCCCGUCAACGCUCGCUUCACAAACACGGGUCUGGCGCCGUUCUGGCCUUACUGCUCCUCCUACCGCAACCUGCGCUCCGCCAUCCUUGACCCGGCCGCCUCUGGCGCCGUCGUCCAGGGGAGGCCCUUCUCCACCUUGGAGUGGAAGCGCCGCCUCGAGACGUUUGGUGCCAACGAUGUCGCCGUCGUCGCUGCCGGACCCAAGGGCGAGCUAGACGGCAUAUGCGACAUGGGCAUGUUGACGGACCGCGGCCGUGAGACGACUCUUGAGCUUGGCCAGAGGUUGCGGAGGCUUUAUGUCGACCAACUGGGCUUCCUCCCUGCGGGCAUCAAGGACACAGACUUUCUGUACCUCCGUGCCACCCCGAUUCCUCGAGCCCUCGAGUCCAUGCAGCAGGCUUUCCAUGGACUCUAUCCGCCGCACACCCGCGCGCCAGAUCUGCCCCCUCCAAUGGUCCUUGCCCGCACCCCAUCUGACGAGACGCUUUUCCCCAAUGAUGGCAACUGUCGGCGAUUCGCCGCCCUCUCGCGUGCAUUUGCCCAGCGCGCCGCGGAUCGCUGGAACGAUUCCGAGGACAUGGCUUUCCUGAACAAGAGACUUGGCAAGUGGAUGCCCGACGACAGCCCCAAGGUUGCUGUUGAUGCGCGGCCGCGAUUGAGCGGCAUCAUGGACACCAUCAAUGCUACCAAGGCCCACGGCCCGGACACAAGAUUGCCAAAGGAGUUCUACGACCCCCAGGUCAAGCAAAUCGUCGAAAAGAUCGGCGUCGAGGAGUGGUUCGCCGGGUACAAGGAGAGUCGCGAGUACCGCACCCUCGGCAUCGGCGGCCUGCUCGCGGACGUGGUCUCCCGCAUGGUUGGCAGUGCCGAGCACACCGCCGCAGACGGGCGGUAUGAGGUGACGUCCCAGUCUCGUCUCCCCGAUGCCACCGCCAGACCCGUGCAAUUCGGCCUGAGCGGGUGCCACGAUACAACCCUCGCCGCAACACUGGCCAGCCUAGGGGCCUUCAACACGGACGCAUGGCCGCCAUUCACCAGCCAUAUCGCCGUCGAGCUCUUCCGCCAUGCCGAUACACCAGCACCCCCCGCCUCGUCCACCUCGGCCUCUUCGCAACUGUCCUCGUGGCUGCCCUCAUUUCUGGGCGGCUCUCGCGCCGGCGAGCAGCCCACCGGCAUCGGCCGCAAGCCCACCAGCGACCUGAGCGACUCGGAAAGGGCCAAGCUCCAGGGCUACUACGUCCGCGUCCGCUACAACGACCAGCCUGUUACCGUGCCGGGGUGCAAGGCCGCGGGUAAACAUCUCGACGGUGAUGAGUCCUUUUGCACGCUGGAGGCGUUCAAGUCUAUCGUAGACAAGUUCACCCCUCGCAACUGGAAGGCAGAGUGCCGCGCAAAUGUCAAGGCGCCGGCAUUUCCAGCCAAGGAGGAGCCGGCUGGAUUCUAGCUCGCUGGCGCGGUAAUAAGCCGCAUGCUGCUCAGUAUAUUUGCACGCAGUGAGUACUCUCAUAAAGGAGUUGUGGUAUCGGUGCAGAAUAUUGGGUCACAGCCGUGUACAGUCGUCGCCUUCAUUAAGAGCAAUUGGUGACCAAACCGUAUCUGUUCCGGCUAAUCACGCGCCUACGUACUAUUCCCCAGCUGACCGGAUCAUAACUCACAAGUCACGAUCAUCCAGCCCUGGCUCGGCCAUACUAGACCCUUUCAGUCCCUUUGAAAUGUCUGUCUUUGUCCCUGGCUUUAUUCAGUGCCCGAGGAAUGCCGAGCUCACGUUCCCAUCUCUUCUGGUCCCGCUUUCAUGCAGAGGCCCACCAUGCUUGUAGCAGGUCUGGCCGCUCGGCCUUUGCAUCUCCGUCCCUUCAUCCCCUCUCCGCUCUCUGGGGAUGCUACCACAACCGUCCUCGUCAUGCUAUCCCGAAAAUGACGACCCAUCAUACACUCAGCGGAAGGAGACUAUUAUCAGAAUGUGCAAAAAGAGUAGACGAAAAAGAAAAAGAACGUAAAGUAAGGUGUGUGCAGAAAGGACAGACGACCCCAAUUUCAAUUACAACAAAUACAAAUUUCUCAUGUCGUUUUGGGGCUGUGUGAUAUUAGUUUGCCACCUCU